Messenger RNA from Alligator mississippiensis (American alligator), 8706 nucleotides. RefSeq names its product calcium voltage-gated channel subunit alpha1 H (gene CACNA1H). Gene Ontology annotation, biological process: calcium ion transmembrane transport; membrane depolarization during action potential; calcium ion import. The record is from RefSeq and is a predicted model, not a curated record. The coding region runs from base 504 to 7697 and encodes 2397 amino acids. NCBI's taxonomy places the organism in Eukaryota, Metazoa, Chordata, Crocodylia, Alligatoridae. The transcript is spliced from 34 exons. Gene Ontology annotation, molecular function: voltage-gated sodium channel activity; low voltage-gated calcium channel activity. Gene Ontology annotation, cellular component: plasma membrane; neuron projection; voltage-gated calcium channel complex.
AAAAGAUGAUAGUGCCCUGUGCUGCUCUUGCACCCGUGAGAAAGAUAGGUGUUAAUGGCAAGAUGUAGGAACCCGGCUAGACAACGACUUGGCUGGGAUGAUCUAGCUGGGGCUGGUCCUGCUUGGAGCAAGAGGAUGGACUAGGUGCGACCUCCUGAGAUCCCUUCCAACCCUCGUUUUCUAUGAUCCUAUGACUCUGAAUGUAAAAUAUCCCAGGUGGUCAUGUUGUACCUUCCCUUCUGGUCUAAAAUGAAAGCGAUGCAUCUCGGCAGGAGUUCCCCUUGCCAGGACCCUUUCCUGGAAACUUCAAGUUCAGAUUUUAGCAUUUCUGAGCUGUCAUGGGGGUGGACUUUUGUUCUCGUUGAGAAGGGACAUCCAGCUUCUUUCACAUGUAAGUACUGCCACGUUUCUGCUUAGAUUUGUCUUUGUGAGUCCUUACCGAUGGUUGAUAAAGUGCACGUCCUCCUUAACUCACUGCGUUCACCUGGUUCGAGCACGUCAGCAUGCUGGUCAUCCUUCUGAACUGCGUCACGUUGGGCAUGUUCCAGCCCUGCGAAGAUGUGAAGUGCAAGUCCGAGCGGUGCACUAUCCUGGAGGCGUUUGACCACUUCAUCUUUGCCUUCUUUGCUGUGGAGAUGGUCAUCAAGAUGGUAGCCUUGGGGAUCUUCGGGCAGAAGUGUUACCUGGGAGAUACGUGGAAUCGCCUGGACUUCUUCAUCGUAAUGGCUGGCAUGUUGGAAUAUUCGCUGGAUGGACACAAUGUAAGCUUAUCCGCCAUCCGAACCGUCCGGGUACUCAGGCCUUUACGAGCCAUUAACAGGGUCCCAAGUAUGCGAAUACUCGUCACCCUGCUGUUAGAUACUCUGCCUAUGUUAGGCAACGUCCUUCUCUUGUGCUUCUUUGUCUUCUUCAUCUUUGGGAUCGUCGGCGUGCAGCUCUGGGCAGGGCUGCUGAGAAACAGGUGUUUCCUCGACAGCAAUUUUGCAAUGACAUAUAACCUAACUUUCCUGCAUCCGUAUUAUCAGCCAGACGGGGAGGAUAAUCCAUUCAUCUGCUCGUCCCAUCGGGAUAACGGCAUGCAGAAAUGCUCCAAUAUCCCAAACAACAAGGAGUACAAAGUGGAGUGCACCUUGAGCAUGGACUCCUACACCCAAAAUUUGUAUAACCCAGAAUUCAGCAACAGAAAUGCCUGCAUAAACUGGAACCAAUAUUACAACGUAUGCGUGGCAGGGGAUGUGAACCCACAUAAUGGAGCUAUUAAUUUUGAUAAUAUUGGCUAUGCCUGGAUAGCUAUUUUUCAGGUUAUAACCCUGGAAGGAUGGGUUGACAUCAUGUAUUAUGUUAUGGAUGCACAUUCUUUUUACAAUUUUAUAUAUUUUAUAUUGCUUAUAAUAGUUGGUUCUUUCUUCAUGAUUAACUUGUGCCUGGUUGUGAUAGCAACACAGUUUUCUGAAACAAAACAGCGGGAGAACCAGCUGAUGCAAGAGCAGCGGGCCCGCUACCUCUCCAACGACAGCACAAUUGCCAGUUUCUCGGAGCCAGGCAGCUGCUACGAGGAGCUCCUCAAAUAUAUCUGCCACAUCUUCAGGAAGGUGAAGCGCCGGACGUUACGCCUGUACAACAAUUGGCAGAGCAAGCGCCGGAAAAAAGUCAACCCCAACAGCACCACCAACGGGCAGAGCCGCCGGGGCAGGAAGCGCAUCACCUCUAUCCAUCACCUCAUCCAUCACCACCAUCAUCACCACCACCACCACUACCACAUCAGCAACGGCAGCCCCCGGGGCCCGCGCUCCAACCCGGAGAUCUGCGGCCUGGAACUGAAGGUCAUGAAGCCGAGAGGCCAACUCAUGCUUCCUUCUCCAUCGCCCAAUUUGCAGAGCCCUCCCGCUCCCGAUUCGGAGUCGGUGCAUAGCAUUUACCACGCCGACUGCCACGUCGAGGCCCCCCAGGUGAAAUGCAAGUCUUCCAACACCCCCACAAGUAUUAAGCUGGCUGCUGGGCUCACCAACCACGGCAACAUGAACUACCCGACCAUCCUGCCUUCUCCGGCUAGCAAAGCCAACUCUAUCCCAGGUCCCAAAGGAAAGAAAAACGGCAGCUCGCCUGUGCCCAUGGUGAAUAGCCCGGUGCGCUUGAAUGCGGAUUCGUUUGGGAAGCUGCAACACCUGAUGGGAGAACACGGUCUGCGCAGGGCUUCCAGCAGGCUGUCGGGGUUGAACGUGCCGUGCCCGCUGCCCAGCCCCCAGGCCAGCAUGCUGACCUGCGAGCUGCAGAACUGCCCCUACUGCGCCAGCAUCCUGGAGGACCCCGAGUUCGAGUUCAGCGAGUCCGACAGCUACGACUCCGACAACAACGGGGUGUACGAGUUCACGCAGGACCUGCGGCACGGGGACCAGCGGGAUCAGAUUCAGCAGCAGAGGAACAAGAGGAGGAAGAAGAAGAAGAAACCCAAGGAGAAGAAUAAAGUGGCCAGGCUGUGGUCCGCUUUCGGCAACAAGCUGAAAAAGAUCGUGGAGAGCAAGUAUUUCAACCGGGGGAUUAUGAUCGCCAUUCUGAUCAACACGCUGAGCAUGGGGAUCGAGUACCACGAGCAGCCGGAUGAGCUGACCAACGCCUUGGAGAUCAGUAACAUUGUCUUCACCAGCAUGUUUGCCCUGGAGAUGCUCCUCAAGCUCCUGGCCUUUGGCAUCUUCGGUUACAUCAAGAACCCAUACAACAUCUUCGAUGGGAUCAUCGUCAUCAUCAGCGUCUGGGAGAUCAUCGGCCAGUCGGACGGAGGCCUUUCUGUGCUACGAACUUUUCGGCUGCUCAGAGUCCUCAAGCUGGUGCGUUUCAUGCCCGCCCUUCGCCGUCAGCUCGUGGUCCUGAUGAAGACGAUGGAUAACGUGGCCACCUUCUGCAUGCUGCUCAUGCUCUUCAUAUUCAUUUUCAGCAUUCUCGGCAUGCAUCUUUUUGGAUGCAAGUUUAGCUUGAAAACAGAAACAGGGGACACCGUUCCAGACAGAAAGAACUUCGAUUCCUUGUUGUGGGCCAUCGUGACCGUCUUUCAGAUCCUCACGCAAGAAGACUGGAACGUGGUGCUCUACAACGGGAUGGCAUCCACCUCCUCGUGGGCUGCGCUGUACUUCGUGGCCCUGAUGACCUUCGGCAACUACGUUCUCUUCAACCUCCUCGUAGCCAUCUUAGUCGAAGGCUUCCAAGCAGAGGGUGAUGCCAACAGGUCAGACACGGAUGAGGACAAGACGUCUGCCAACUUCGAGGAGGAUUUUGAGAAGCUGAAAGACCUCCGGGCAGCAGGUGGGGAGAUGAAGAUGUACUCUUUGGCCGUCACCCCAAACGGACACUUGGAGGCCCGGGGAAGCAUGCCCCCACCCAUCAUCAUGCGCACCGCCGCUACGCCCAUGCCUACGCCCAAGUGCUCGCCGCACAUGGACUCGGUGCACACCUUUGUGGACUCGAGGAGAGGGAGCAAUGCCUCGAUAGAUCCCCUGAGCUACGAUCAAAAGUCCUUGUCCAGCCUCCGCAGCUCACCCUGUGCAAACUGGGGACCCAGCAGCAACUGGGGAAGCCGGCGCUCAAGCUGGAACAGCCUAGGCCGGGCCCCGAGCCUCAAGAAGAAGAACCAGUCCGGGGAAAGGGAGUCCCUGCUGUCUGGAGAGGGGAAAGGGAGCACAGAUGAUGAGUCCGACGAUGCCAAGUCCAGCACCGUCAGCAGGGCGUCCUUGCACCGCCGGGCGGAGUCCUUGGAUUACAGGAGCUCCUUGGACUUGCCCGAGCUCCUCCAGUUGCCCAGCAUGCGCCAUUCCCUCAGCAUCAACCCCAUGGCCAUGCUGCCCACCGAGUACCAGGACUGCAACGGCAAAAUGAUGCACGUGCCCAGCGAGUUUUUCCUGCGCAUCGACAGCCACAAGGACGACCCCUUGGACUACGAUGACGACAUGGAGGAUAGUUACUGCUACAGGAUCCGCAAAAUACUGGAGCCCUACAAACCGGAGUGGUGCAAGAAUCACGAAGACUGGUCCCUCUACUUGUUUUCUCCGCAAAAUCGGUUUCGAGCCAUGUGUCAGAAGGUGAUCGCCCACAAGAUGUUUGACCACGUGGUGCUCGUCUUCAUCUUCCUUAACUGCAUCACGAUCGCUCUGGAGAGGCCCGACAUCGACCCCCACAGCACGGAGAGGAUAUUCCUCAGCGUCUCCAAUUAUAUCUUCACUGCGAUCUUCGUGGCUGAGAUGAUGGUUAAGGUGGUGGCUCUCGGCUUCUUCUCUGGAGAAAACACCUAUCUCCAAAGCAGCUGGAAUGUCCUCGAUGGGGUCCUGGUCUUUGUCUCCAUCAUCGACAUUAUUGUCUCCAUGGCAUCGGCCGGCGGGGCUAAGAUCCUGGGCGUCCUUCGCGUCUUAAGACUGCUGCGAACCUUGAGGCCUCUCCGAGUCAUCAGCAGAGCCCCUGGUCUGAAGCUGGUGGUGGAGACUUUGAUAUCGUCUCUGAGGCCCAUUGGGAAUAUCGUGCUCAUCUGCUGCGCUUUCUUCAUCAUCUUUGGGAUAUUAGGAGUGCAGCUUUUUAAAGGCAAGUUCUACUACUGCGAAGGGUCAGACACCAAGAACAUCACCACAAAAGCCGACUGCACCAAUGCACGCUACAAGUGGGUCCGACGGAAGUACAACUUUGACAACUUAGGGCAGGCUCUGAUGUCCUUGUUUGUCCUUUCAUCCAAAGAUGGCUGGGUGAACAUCAUGUAUGACGGCCUGGACGCUGUGGGCAUUGACCAGCAGCCCAGCCAGAACCACAACCCUUGGAUGCUUCUCUACUUCAUCUCCUUCCUGCUCAUCGUCAGCUUCUUCGUGCUCAAUAUGUUUGUGGGGGUGGUGGUGGAGAACUUCCACAAGUGCCGGCAGCACCAAGAAGCAGAAGAGGCCCGUCGGCGGGAGGAGAAGCGGUUGAGGCGCCUGGAGAAAAAGCGCAGGAGUAAGGAGAUAUACAUGUCUGAAGCCCAGCGCCGACCCUACUACGCUGACUAUUCCCCAGCCCGGAGGUACAUCCAUACCCUUUGUACCAGCCACUAUCUGGACCUGUUCAUUACGUUCAUCAUUGGUGUCAACGUCAUCACUAUGUCCAUGGAGCACUACAACCAGCCCAAGUCCCUGGAUGAAGCACUGAAGUACUGCAACUACGUGUUCACCAUCGUUUUUGUGUUUGAAGCUGUUCUCAAGUUGGUGGCAUUUGGUUUUCGACGAUUCUUUAAAGACAGAUGGAACCAGCUUGACCUUGCCAUUGUUCUGCUCUCCAUCAUGGGCAUCACCCUGGAGGAGAUUGAAAUGAAUGCGGCGCUCCCCAUCAAUCCCACCAUUAUCCGGAUCAUGCGGGUGCUGAGAAUAGCAAGAGUACUGAAACUGCUCAAAAUGGCCACCGGCAUGCGAGCUCUCUUGGACACCGUGGUGCAGGCGUUGCCCCAGGUAGGGAACCUUGGCCUACUUUUUAUGCUCCUGUUUUUUAUCUAUGCUGCCCUGGGAGUGGAGUUGUUUGGAAAGCUUGAUUGCAGCGAAGACAAUCCCUGCGAGGGCUUGAGCCGCCACGCCACCUUCGCCAACUUCGGCAUGGCCUUCCUCACCCUCUUCCGGGUGUCGACCGGAGACAACUGGAACGGCAUCAUGAAGGACACGCUCCGAGAGUGCACCCGGGAGGACAAGCACUGCCUCAGCUACCUGCCGGUCAUCUCCCCCGUCUACUUCGUCACCUUCGUCCUCAUCGCCCAGUUCGUCCUGGUCAACGUGGUGGUGGCCGUGCUCAUGAAACACCUGGAGGAGAGCAACAAAGAAGCCAAGGAGGAUGCCGAGAUGGACGCCGAGAUCGAGCUGGAGAUGUCCCGCGGAGCUGCCACCCCGGCCAGCAGUGGGGGUGGAGGGAGCACCGCUGCCUCCGACGGCAGGGCCCCGUACGGGAGCCAGGAGGGCGGGAAGCUGGAGUCACCCCUGCGAGUGAAACAACAGGCACUGGAGGCACUGAGCUGUGAGAACGUGUCUUUAGCCAUGCCAGACUCAGACCCGCUGGAGGGCGGAGAGACUCCCGUGAUGCAGCACACGUCCUUCUGCUCUGUUCCUCACCACCAUGUCCCGACACCUUCCCACAAAGCCCCCGGCCACGAGUCAGAGGAAGGAGCUGCCUGCCUCUGGGCGAAGAAGGAGUCUCAAAACUUCCUGACUGUCCGCAAGAUCUCGGUGUCCAGGAUGCACUCCUUGCCGAACGAUAGCUACAUGUUCCGCCCCGUGAUGCCCGCCAAACCACCGUACCCGCUGCACGAGGUGGAGAUGGAGAGCUACCCCUGCAAGUCACAGAGAGGGUCCAUCACCUCUACCCGGUCCCAGCCCGUGGGGACAAGCUCCUCUCUGAGAAUCCCCACCGAGUGUCUUCAGCUGACCGCCGGACCGUCUUACCGCAACACCCGAGACCUUUGGAAGAUCCAUCCCCUGACGGCCACCCCGCGAUCUCCCAGCCUCAACCGGCUGCUGUGUAGGCAGGAGGCCAUCAGGACUGAAUCCGUGGAUGGGCAGAAAGCGGAGACCAAGGACAACGUGCAGGAGGAGUCUGGCGAGAGCCUGCAGCCGAAAAAGCCAUCCCAGAGCACCCUAAGCCCCCCUCUGCUGCAUCCUGCCCCUCUCUCCCUGCCAGGCACCCCUCCGCAUUCCCCUGCCUCGCCGUCGCACCACAGGCACUCGAGCGUCCGCACCCGCAAGCACACGUAUAGCCAGCACAGUAUUCCCAGCCGGGCUUCGAGCGACAGCAGCGACCCGCUGCACCCCGGGAACUCGCUCUUCGAGUCCUCGGACCUGGCGGACGAAGAGGUCAGCCACAUCAACAGCUCGGCGAAAGACUGGCGGGAGGCGCCCGGAUCGAGGAGCCUCUCCGUCUCCCCUUUUGCCUCCCUGGCUUCCUCGCCAGCCCACCGCAAGAACUGCAGCACAACCAGCCUGGCAGGGAGCGGCGGGAGCAGAGAGAAGGACUUGAAGAAGUUUUACAGUGUUGACACGAAAGGGUUCCUGGACAAGCCCAGCUGGGCAGACGACCAAAGACGGCACUCCAUCGAGAUCUGUCCCUCGCUGGAUGAUGGAGACUGCAGCUUUGAGCAGCCGGCGGAGGGCGCGCCGCGCUCGCCCAUCCACGUUCAGCUCGAGUCCGAGUACGUCCACGGGGCUCGGAGGAAGAAGAAGAUGAGCCCGCCGUGCAUUUCUAUAGAUCCUCCCAUGGAGGACGAAAGCGGCGCGGCCUCCCGUACCAAAGCAUCCGAGAACAGCCUGCUGCGGAGGAGGACGCCCUCCUGCGAAUCCGCGGCCUACAGAGAUUCUUUGGACCUGGCCGAAAACCCGCCGGGGGAGCAGCCCUCGAAAGCGGAGCGGCGGGUCCAGCCGCUGUGUCGAGGGGAGCACCUGGCCAUCCCGAACUUCUCCUUCGAGCAGUCGGACGCCAGCUCCUUGAGCAGCCUCUCGGAGCUCCUGUUGGACAGCGGCCAGUCCUCGCCCUCCACCGGGGAAUCCCGCCCGGACCCCGCGGCGCUCGAGCUGAAGAAGCUGGAGCCUUUAAAAACUCAGUGCAACCACCCGGAGACCAACAAGGAGCUCCUCGUGGUCACGAAGAGCCCCCUACGGAAGCACGGACUGGUCUCUAUGACCGUUGCAACAGAUGAAGACAUAGAGGAACCCGUAUAGCUUUCCAGGGGCGGGGGAAAGGGGAGUUUUAAGGGCUUGAUACCAAUGUGGUUUUGAAGCAGAAGGGACUGUCGCCACAUCUGGGUGGCUGAUCUUUCUUUUUUCCCAGUCACUUGUUCCUAAGCGCUGUGGAGGUUUGCAAAAAAACACAAAAUCAAUCAAUCGAUAGGUUGACGCGGUGGCAAGGUUCAGGGCAGGGGAGAGGGUUAUGCAAACUUUGUUUUCUUUUCUAAAGGGAAGAUGGAGUCGUGUCGUUCCCCCCCCCCCACAUGGCCUCAAUCACAUUGAUUCGGGUUUGGGCUUUUUUGGGGCAGGGUGGGGUUUGUUUUUUUUGGUUUGGGGUUGUUUUUUUUAAGGGGGGCAAAAAAAAAAAAAAAAAAGGAAUCGUCUCGAUUUUUAAACAGGCACCUUUUAUUGUGCAACGACGUCACAGUACACGGAAGUGCCCAGAAGACGGGAACUGUACAUUGUCUGUAUAUCAGCAGUUAUAUAAAUAGAAAUAAUGUAUUUGUGAAAUACAAAAAAACAAAAAAAAAACAAACAAAAAAAACCACAAAGGGAAAAAAAGACAAAAAAAAAAAAGACCCACAAAAAAAACCUCUCUCUUCAUAAUGCACAUAUUUUUAUAGAGAAACAAUACUGUUUUUUGCAUUACAUCUGACUCCCCAAAUGGGUGGUGUUUUCUUGGGUUUUAUGUGGAAGUAACUAUUAAGGCUGUUCAUUUUCCUAAUGUUUCUCUUCCUCCUUUACUUUGUCAUUCUUUCGUCUCCUUCCCCUUUUCCUUCCACGGUCAUCCUGUUGGCUUCUAUUCACAGCUAAUGCUUUUGAUUUGUGUGUGUGUGUGUGUGUGCACACGCAUGUGUGUGUGCAUGUGUGUGCGUGCACCCCUGUGCACUCAUGUGUGUAUGUGCGCGUGUCUUUUCCUCCCUCGUUUUUCUUUGCUACUUUAGAGGUUUAUCCUCUCUACAGGAAAAAUAAAAAAAAAAAAACCAACAAAAAAAAAACCAAA